This is a messenger RNA of Chilo suppressalis (striped riceborer), 3738 nucleotides long. The record is from the annotation of a GenBank genome assembly. Lineage: Eukaryota; Metazoa; Arthropoda; Insecta; Lepidoptera; Crambidae.
GAGAAAUGUGGUAAAUGGUGGUAACAUAGUCAAGAAUCUUGAUAUUUACAAGAAAGAAACUACGUCUUAAAUAAUGAUAAAAAGGCCCAAACCCGGCGAAGGAGAAGAUGACUUACUCCAGAUGCAGGAAGAUUUUUUCAAAGAGAAGAGCCGCAAUCCAAACCAUCAGCCAGCUGCUCAAGUUACUAAUUUACGUUCAUCACAACCAACCAAAAGAACGAGUAUAGACGAUUCGAGUGGUAGAAAACCUUCUAAAUACGCCGAAUCGAAAGGUCUUAGAAACCACAAAGAAAAACGCGCUCGCAUUGAAAAUGCAGAAAACUCAUGUUUGGGUGAUAUUUAUGAAAAAAAUCAGGAGAGUAUGUCUCAAGUUUCAAUUGCUGAGGAUGAUAAGGUCUACUUCCCAGUAGUUAUUCCAUCACUAUUAGGAGACAUAAAAGAAAGAAAUAUUGGUGAUUUUGUUGAUCCUGAGGAAUCAUCAAUGCCAGCUGAGGGGUUUCCAGUUGCAAGUAAACGUGAUACGAAAAUAAAUGAUAAUACUAACAGAGUCACAGAGUAUCUUAAGUUUCCAUCAAAUUCUAAGACCCAUGAAAUGGAUGUUGAUCAACCAUCCACAUCAGAGAAAAAUGAUAAAACUAAUAGUUUCAAAGAGCCUACUAAUCUACCAAGAAAAAGAUUUGUUCUCUCAUCUGAGGAGGCAAAUGAAAUCCACAAUGAAAACAUAAACAUUUUGAGUAAGAUGACAGAAGAUGAAAUAUUGCAAGAGCGUCAAAAAUUACUUUCUACUCUGGAUCCAAAAUUAGUAGAAUAUCUUAAAACUAAAAGGAAACCACUGUCUGCAGAAUACUUAGAGCAUGAGAAAGAUUAUGUUCGGAAAGAAACAGAAAAAAUGGAUUUACAACAAAGUGUGGAUAAUGAUGAUGAUAUUUUAUGGGAAAAUGACAUCUUAUCCCAUCCUUCACUGAAUAAGUGGUUACAUUUUGAUUCUUUGGAGAAAGAUAAGUUAGAAUGGAUGAAAGGUAUCAAGCAAAGUAAGAAGGUACAGCCUAAUGAGCCAUAUGAAGCAAGAUUUGACUUUAAUGGAUAUUUGAUGCCAUACACUGUGGAAUAUACAGAGAAUACAAAACCUCUUUUCCAUCAUGGUGAAGAACCACAUCGUCCGGGUUAUACAAUUUCUGAGUUGAUUGAGCUAUCCCGGUCUGCUGUCAGCCAGCAAAGGGUGAUGGCACUGAACUCUAUAGCAGGCAUACUUGAGUAUCAUAACAUUGGUACUUACAAGGAUAUAAUAGAAAUACCUUUGACCAAGUUGUUUUUUGUAAUAAGGUUUGCCAUGGAUGAGAAUAAAACAAUAAUCUUGGAGCCAGCUCUAAAAGCUAUGAGAAAUUUGCUUUACAACAAGGUAGAUGAAGCGUGCCUUGACGCACUCAUAGGAUUUGAAGAGGGCACUCAGCAACCGUGUCUGGAAAAUGAUAAAUCUGAAAUAGAUGAAUUGGAUUCGAAUGAGACUGAAUUGAAAGACUUCCACUUGGCGGAAAUUGACAUUAUAGCAGCCCUAUUGAGGACAAAUAUUCUCCAGAGGUUAUACUAUAUCCUAGAUAUAAUCAAACCCAGUUUUAAUUGUGUACAAUAUUGCAUGCAAAUUUUAAUAAGAUUGGCUAGAGAUUCUGUCGAAACAGCAAAUCAAAUAGUUGCAACUGAUAAUUUAAUGAAAACAGUAAUUGAUAAAUUUGUACCCACAACAGAUAUCAACUUUACCUUCAAACCUCAAAUUGUAUAUAAUGGUAAGCCAAUAUUGGCCGCAUUAAAACUUCUUCGGGUACUUACUUUACAAUCACAAGAUAUUGGUGUUAAUUUGGUAAACAAUCAUGAGCUUUCAAAACCAAUAUCAAAUUAUAUUAGCUCUGGUGUGGAAAGCACCUAUGGCUUGAGGAUUCAAAUUGAAUCAUUUUGUAUUCUUACAAAUUUAUUGCAGUAUGAUGUUGGGACAGAACUCUCCAAGUCACUUUUUCCAGUUAUCAUUAUGGCAUUGUACAAACAUGUUAAAGGAACUAAUGUUUAUGUGGAUACAUCUUUAAUAUCUAUCACACAUGCAUCAGUUGUACUGCAGUUUUUUAAUAUAUUUUUACGUUUUAACAUGGUCAACAUGCACAGUUUUAAACAGCAAAUUUAUCCAUUGCUCAAGGAAGGUGUGCAGAAAUGGCUUAUGCAACUGGCAAACUCGGAACAUUAUACAUGCGGUCAUUCAAGGCUUCUAAGUUCUAUUUUGGACUGCUGUAAAACUGUAUUAAUAAAUGAGAAUAUUGAAAUUAAGGUUUUAGGUGGAUUAUUCAAAGUAUUAGCAGCUUCCAAAAGUUUUGAACAAAUGUUAGAGCAGUUAGUGCCUUCUUCAAAUUUACUAUCAGAUAUUAAAAACAGAGAGCUGUACAGUGCAAAAAACUUGACAAAUCUUGGAUCUUGUGUAGUGGAUAGAACACAAAAAGUACUACCAAUAUUGAGCACCUUGUCCCCGUUGCCAUUUUUAGCUUCACUUUACAAGUUGUUGAGUUAUAUAAAUGAUGUCAACUUAACACAAAUGUAUAUAGAACGUUUGAGUAAUUAUUUGAAACUUUUAGCCAAGAAAGUACCAUCACUAUGUGACAACUGGUUCAGUAGAAUAGAAACGGAAUUUCUAUUUUUUGUUAUCAAAGUAGCAAUUCAGAGCAACAUCCCAGAGUCAAAUAAGGAAUUAAUUUAUGCCGUUGCAAAUAAAAUGUGUUUCAUUUUAAGGAUUGACAAGAAAUUUGAUUUGCAAUAUAUUUUCAGGAAUGUUGUAUUUAAUAAACAUUGGUUUACAGCUGAAACACUAUUGAAUCUGGUGUCCUUGUCUGACACUGAAGGAUUUUCUAAAGUUUUGACAUCCAUUGAUAAUAUCAGGCUCUGCUACAGUAAAGUUGUGAACACAAAUUAUAGGCACACUGGCCCCAGUAUAACAUUACGUAAAUGGCAGGAACCAAUACUACCCAGAGACUGGAUAUAUUUGCCGAUACUGAUGUUGUAUGGUAAGAGCCAAGAGGUUACAGUCGUUGGUCAGUACGCAAGGCCAGUGUCGAUGCAUGAAGCUACUCAAAAGGAACUUGUGAUUGUUUGCAGUUUAGAAUGGAUAUUAUUUUAUGAGUCAUGUUUCCCAGAUCUACUGAAAGACAUUGAUGUCACCGACAGGUUUUGCAGGAUAAUGUGCGUGUUCCUUUGUGACAACUCUCUGUUUUUGGAUAAUAAUGUAAAAGUAUUGCUGCGGAAAUGUACUCAAAUUUUAUUCAAGAGAAAAUCCUCGUUUAAUUUUGAUAUGCCACUAACUGGUUUGCAUAACUUCCAAGACUUUUACACCCAGCUGUUGGAGCAAUUUCAGUCUGUAAGCUAUGGAGACGCGACGUUCGCCGCGUGCGUUCUUGUGCCUUUAGCUCAGAAGCACAAUGUAAAAUGGCGCAAGAUUCUGUGGUCUGAGUACGCUGGCUGUCUCAGAGCUCUGGACUGUCCAGAAGAAUUACUAUGCUAUGACAUGAAUCAAUACUUGUAUCCUGUAGAAACAGACGAAUCUCUGAUUAGGUCCUAUUGUCAAGCACUUUCAGGCAGCCUAAUACGGCCCGAUACGAUUGUUUACAGGAUAGCACGACAUCAUGUCGAAAUGUUCAAUAAAAUUAAGAAACAAACUGACGCCGAGUAAUUGUAAGAAAUAAAAUAUUAAUUUAUGAUUUAAAUGAG